UGUUCACAUGCAAAGUCCUCUCCUUUAUAUAAAAUGAUCCACCUUUUUAUUUUAAGAUGUUUUGAUUUGUUAUCUGCUGCUAGAAAAAUCUCUCCCUUCCAAUGUUCAUCUGAGUUUCAUAGAUUAUAGAGUCAUCAAGGUCUCUUCAUCAUCUAGAAGGGAACUUUUUUUCUCAAAGAGCAAGGGACAGCCACACAGAAGCUAUCUUGAAUCAGAAAGCAUGAUGCUAAGAAGCUCUUCAACACCAGUUCUUGGCUCCCUCCUCUCUUCCUUUACAGAUAGUCCAAAUAACAAUAUUCACUCAGAAACUUGUCAUGGGCUUAAACAUUUUCCACCUACCAGUGUCCCUCAACAUUAUCACAAACUGUCUUUGCAUCAAACUGGGUCCUUUUCUUUCUCUACCUUCUCAUGUGGUUCUUCUCCAAUCUCUCCCUCAAUUGGUGAGCUUGAAAGGCAAAACAAAGGGUUUAGAAGAGUCCAAUCUGAUGGGAACUUGCAAGACUUGGUCUACUCUUCUUGCAAUAAUGAAGACAGGUUGGAGUAUUCAGACCCUCCCAAGAGGUUUUCAGGGAGACAUAGGAGCUUGGUGCUGGAGACCAUUCCUUCUUUCUCAACUAAGCGCAAUGGUUUGCGUGAAGAAGAGGAAGAUGAAGAGACGGAGAGUGAGAGUGAAGAUGGUUUCAGUGUGGUGAAGGGUGUGAUAUUGAGUGAAGAGGUGGGAGUGAAGGAUGGGGUUUGCAGGGUGAGUUUUGGUGACAAGGAAGAGGCUGGUGGUGAUAAAGAAAUGUAUCUUGCAAAGGGGCUUGGGGUAGAGUGUUGUGGUGAUGGCAUAGGAGGGUGCAGAGGUGGUGGUGGAAGUGGUGAUCAUAAUCCUAUGGGUUCUGGAGGAAAUGAUGGAGAUAGGCAUGGGGUGGAAGAAUAUUACAAGAAAAUGGUGAAGGAAAAUCCUGGGAAUCCCUUGUUUCUCAGGAAUUAUGCAAAUUUUCUGUAUCAGUGCAAACAAGACCGUGAAGGAGCAGAGGAGUAUUAUUCCCGUGCCAUACUAGCAGACCCAAAUGAUGGAGAUGUUCUAUCACAAUAUGGGAAGCUAGUUUGGGAGCUACACCAUGACCAAGAACGUGCCUCCACCUAUUUUGAAAGAGCAGUGCAAGUCUCUCCUGAAGACAGCCAUGUACAUGCUGCGUAUGCUAGUUUCCUUUGGGACACAGAGGAAGAUGAGGAUGGAAGCAAUGAACCACAAUGUUUUCCGCCUCAUUCUCAUCAAGGAGCUAUGGCUACUGCAGGUGCUUGAAUUGGUGAAGUUCGUAGGCACAAGCGAGUGUGGUGUGAUGUAUUGAAAUUCUUGUGUGGGAGCCAAUGUUAUAGAGAGGAUCUGUUGAGAAGGCAGCACAUUCUGUUAGUGUUAACUGAAAUCACAAACUCAUCUGUAUCUUGCGUUUCUGUAGGCUGUAGCACUAAGGUGCUACGAGUUUGUGCGCAAAUGAUAUAAUAAAUCACCGUGUACUCAUUGAUAGCAUGAUUUAUUUGGAACUUAUGUGUUGAUUUGCUGCA
This is a messenger RNA of Cajanus cajan (pigeon pea), 1551 nucleotides long. RefSeq lists its product as uncharacterized. Gene Ontology annotation, molecular function: protein binding. The record is from RefSeq and is a predicted model, not a curated record. Gene Ontology annotation, biological process: RNA processing. Lineage: Eukaryota; Viridiplantae; Streptophyta; Magnoliopsida; Fabales; Fabaceae.